Messenger RNA from Gracilinanus agilis (Agile Gracile Mouse Opossum), 825 nucleotides. RefSeq names its product quinone oxidoreductase-like protein 2. Gene Ontology annotation, cellular component: mitochondrion. The coding region runs from base 1 to 825 and encodes 274 amino acids. The transcript has 8 exons. The record is from RefSeq and is a predicted model, not a curated record. NCBI's taxonomy places the organism in Eukaryota, Metazoa, Chordata, Mammalia, Didelphimorphia, Didelphidae. Gene Ontology annotation, molecular function: oxidoreductase activity.
AUGGCUGCAGCUGGGUUAGCACAGUAUCUGUCCCAUCGUCUGGUUCCUAGGACUCUCCAAACCCGGCUACUAUACAGAAAGGACAAACCUGGCUGUUGUCACUACUACAGGGCAGCAAUCUGUAAGAAGCUGAAGGAACCCUUGACUAUUGAAGAAGUCCCCCCUCGUCCUAUCCAGCCUGAUGAGGUCAGAGUUGAUGUCCAUUUCUGUGGGGUUAACUUUGCGGACAUCUUGACCUGCCGAGGGCAGUAUCAGGAGAGUCCAUCACUUCCCUUCACACCUGGACUAGAGCUUGCAGGACAGGUAAUGGAGACGGGCACGAAUGUCAGCACAGUGAAAGAGGGAGAUAGGGUCAUUAGUGUGACUAACUUUAAUACCAUGGCUGAACAAUGCAUUGUUGAUCAGAAGGAAGUGUGGCAGAUUCCAGAAGGAGUCUCCUACCAAGAAGCUGCUGCCCUUCCUGCAUGUUAUGGCACUGCCAUGUUGGCUUUGGAGCAUCGGGCACAGACACAGCCUGGGGAAACUGUUUUGGUGACAGCAGCAGCUGGAGCCACAGGACUUGCCUCGAUAGAUGUAGCAUCAAACAUUCUCCAGGCCAAGGUGAUUGCAGCUGCUGGAAGUGAUGAGAAAUGCGAGCUGGCACUGCAGAGAGGGGCGAAGUCCGCUGUGAAUUACAGUCAAGGCAACCUGAAGGAGGAACUGAAGAAGUUAACAGGCGGGCAGGGGGUCAAUGUAGUCAUUGAAGCUGUGGGAGGCGAAGUCUGCCGGGCGGCACUCCACAGGUGCAUUGAAGUCACCAUUUGGGAGGGACUGGAAUGGUGGUGA